This is a messenger RNA of Apus apus (common swift), 2979 nucleotides long. RefSeq names its product hexokinase 2 (gene HK2). Gene Ontology annotation, cellular component: cytosol; mitochondrion. Bases 125 to 2878 code for a protein of 917 amino acids. The transcript has 18 exons. The record is from RefSeq and is a predicted model, not a curated record. Gene Ontology annotation, biological process: glycolytic process; intracellular glucose homeostasis; glucose 6-phosphate metabolic process. Gene Ontology annotation, molecular function: fructokinase activity; D-glucose binding; glucokinase activity. Lineage: Eukaryota; Metazoa; Chordata; Aves; Apodiformes; Apodidae.
UCAAUGAGCCACAUUGUCGCGGGGCGAGGACCGCGGCGCGCGCUGCUGGGGGCUCCGCUCCGCACAUCCCCGCACAUCAUCCCCGCACAUCCCCGCGCAUCCCCGCGCCGCUCCGCGCCCCGCCAUGAUCGCCUCCCACCUGCUCGCCUACUUCUUCACUGAGCUCAACCAUGACCAGGCGCAGAAGAUCGACAAGUAUCUCUACCACAUGCGGCUCUCCGAGGAGACCCUUCAGGAGGUGUCCCAGCGUUUUGGGAAGGAGAUGGAGAAGGGUCUGGGAGCUGAAACCAACCCCACUGCCUCGGUGAAGAUGCUGCCCACCUUUGUGAGAUCCACUCCGGAUGGGACAGAGAAUGGGGACUUCUUGGCACUGGACCUUGGUGGCACCAAUUUCCGUGUGCUGAGGGUGAAGGUGUCUGACAAUGGCCUGCAGAAGGUGGAGAUGGAGAACCAGAUCUACGCCAUCCCUGAGGAACUCAUGCGAGGCAGUGGGGUGCAGCUCUUUGACCACAUCGCUGAGUGCUUGGCUAACUUCAUGGAGAAGCUGAAAAUCAAAGACAAGAAACUCCCCCUUGGGUUCACCUUCUCCUUCCCAUGCUACCAGACCAAGCUGGAUGAGAGCAUCCUCGUUAACUGGACGAAGGGCUUCAAAUGCAGCAGCGUGGAGGGGAAGGACGUGGUGUCGAUGCUGCGCAAGUCCAUCAAGAAGAGAGGGGACUUUGACAUUGACAUUGUGGCUGUGGUGAAUGACACUGUCGGGACCAUGAUGACCUGUGGCUACGAUGAUCAUCACUGUGAAGUUGGCCUCAUUGUUGGUACUGGUACCAACGCCUGCUACAUGGAGGAGAUGAGGCACAUUGACCUGGUGGAAGGGGAUGAAGGUCGGAUGUGCAUCAACAUGGAGUGGGGGGCCUUUGGUGACGAUGGUGUGCUCAACGACAUCCGGACGGAGUUUGACCGCGAGAUAGACAUGGGCUCACUCAACCCUGGCAAACAAUUGUUUGAGAAGAUGAUCAGUGGGAUGUACAUGGGAGAGCUGGUCAGGCUGAUCCUGGUGAAGAUGGCCAAGGAAGGGCUCUUGUUUGGAGGAAAGCUCACACCAGACCUGCUCACUACUGGCCACUUUGAGACCAGAUACGUCUCUGCUAUUGAGAAGGAGAAAGAAGGGCUGCAGAAAGCCCAGGAGAUCCUCAUCAAGCUGGGCCUGGAGCCAUCUCAUGAAGACUGUGUGGCCACCCACCGCAUCUGCCAGAUCGUCUCCACCCGCUCGGCCAACCUGUGCGGGGCCACGCUGGCCGCCGUGCUGCGCCGCAUCAAGGAGAACAAGGGGGUGGAGAGGCUGCGCUCCACGGUCGCCGUGGAUGGCUCUGUCUACAAGAAGCAUCCUCACUUUGCCCGGCGCCUCCACAAGACGGUGCGGAAGCUGCUGCCCGACUGCGAGAUCCGCUUCGUCAGGUCCGAGGAUGGGAGUGGCAAGGGGGCAGCCAUGGUGACAGCCGUGGCCUACAGACUGGCUGCCCAGCAUAAGGCACGGCAGAAGAUCUUGGAGGCCCUCAAGCUGAGCUAUGAGCAGCUCCUGGAAGUGAAGCAAAGGAUGAGGAUAGAGAUGGAGAGGGGGCUGGGCAAGGAGACGCACGCAGAGGCAACGGUGAAGAUGCUGCCCACCUACGUGUGCUCAACUCCUGAUGGGACAGAAAAGGGAGAUUUCCUUGCCCUGGACCUGGGAGGGACCAAUUUCCGGGUGCUGCUGGUGCGCGUGAGGAACGGGAUGAGGCGCGGCGUCGAGAUGCACAACAAGAUCUACUCCAUCCCGGUGGAGAUCAUGCAGGGGACAGGAGAGGAGCUCUUUGACCACAUCGUCCACUGCAUCUCCGACUUCCUGGAAUACAUGGGAAUGAAAGGCAUAUCACUCCCUCUUGGAUUCACGUUCUCCUUCCCUUGCCAGCAGACCAACCUGGAUGAGGGGAUUCUCCUGAAGUGGACAAAAGGUUUUAAGGCGACCGGCUGUGAAGGAGAAGAUGUGGUGAACCUGCUGAAGGAGGCGAUUCACAGGAGAGAGGAAUUUGACCUCGACGUGGUCGCGGUGGUAAAUGAUACAGUUGGCACCAUGAUGACCUGUGGGUACGAAGAUCCGUACUGUGAAGUUGGGCUGAUAGUUGGCACAGGCAGCAAUGCCUGUUACAUGGAGGAGAUGAGGAACGUGGAGCUGGUGGAAGGGGAGGAGGGCAGGAUGUGUGUCAACAUGGAGUGGGGGGCAUUUGGUGACAACGGGUGCUUGGAUGACGUCCGGACAGAGUUUGAUGUGGCAGUGGAUGAGCUGUCCCUCAACCCUGGGAAGCAAAGGUUUGAGAAGAUGAUCAGUGGGAUGUACCUGGGGGAGAUCGUCCGAAACAUCCUGAUGGAUUUCACCAAGCGAGGGCUGCUUUUCCGGGGACGGAUCUCAGAGAGGCUGAAGACCAGAGGGAUCUUUGAGACCAAGUUCCUGUCCCAGAUAGAAAGUGACUGCCUGGCCCUGCUCCAGGUCCGCUCCAUCCUCCAGCAUCUUGGCCUGGAGACCACUUGUGAUGACAGCAUCAUUGUGAAGGAGGUGUGCACGGUGGUGGCCCGGCGGGCAGCUCAGCUCUGCGGGGCUGGCAUGGCAGCUGUGGUGGACAAGAUCCGGGAGAACCGCGGGCUGGACUUCCUCAAGGUCACGGUCGGUGUGGAUGGGACACUCUACAAGCUACACCCUCACUUCUCCACCGUCAUGCACGAGACAGUGAGGGAAUUGUCUCCGAAGUGUGAAGUGACCUUCCUGCAGUCGGAGGACGGCAGCGGCAAGGGCGCGGCGCUGAUCACGGCGGUGGCCUGUCGGAUCCGGGAGGCUGGCCAGCGGUAGAGGGAGGAGGUUUGCCCAAGUGUUUGGUUUCAGCAAAACAGGACGUUUCCCCCCUCCCCCCCGGUCCUUCCCACCCUCCCUCAGUACACACACACACACAC